Messenger RNA from Sporothrix schenckii 1099-18, 216 nucleotides. RefSeq lists its product as uncharacterized. Bases 1 to 216 code for a protein of 71 amino acids. The transcript has a single exon. The record is from RefSeq and is a predicted model, not a curated record. Lineage: Eukaryota; Fungi; Ascomycota; Sordariomycetes; Ophiostomatales; Ophiostomataceae.
AUGGCCACCUGCGAUGCAUUGGCGCUUGUUUCGAUUGUCCCAAAGAGGAAGGGUUUUGCGCUGCUUCAGAACUCUACGCACAUGGACACAAAACAAGAGAGACGACAAGAGAGUCUGACACUUUGUCUGCAGCUCUUCCCAAUGCGUAACAUGCUCCGGUCGACGGGCCCUAAGCCUGCAGCGUCUGUGCCCUACGAGGGUCCCUGGGAUACUUGA